AUGCGAUAUGCACAUAAAUUCAAUAGAAGUAGAGACUGCUACAAUUUGGGUCCUAAGUGGAAGGAGGAAUUGAAUUGUCACACAGAAACAUAUUUUGGUAAAUGGAUGUUUCAUUACAUAGAGGUGCACAAAAUUCCAGGUAUUUUGGGGGGCAAGGGGUUAAUGACCACCCCAAGGAUUGAAGCUGCCAUUCCAUUUCAUACAGGCCAGGAAAGAGAAAAUGAAAAGCUAAUUAUGGUACUAGACUGUGCUGCUCCCUUGAGAAGCAUUGGAGCACUCCUCACCUCAGCCCUUUAUUUUAUCCCUCUUGUGGGCUAA
Molecule: messenger RNA, 318 nt
Organism: Rangifer tarandus platyrhynchus (Svalbard reindeer)
Lineage: Eukaryota; Metazoa; Chordata; Mammalia; Artiodactyla; Cervidae
Source: the annotation of a GenBank genome assembly